Messenger RNA from Cladophialophora psammophila CBS 110553, 2133 nucleotides. Its product is annotated as histone deacetylase 1/2. The coding region runs from base 1 to 2133 and encodes 710 amino acids. The transcript is spliced from 2 exons. Gene Ontology annotation, molecular function: histone deacetylase activity. Lineage: Eukaryota; Fungi; Ascomycota; Eurotiomycetes; Chaetothyriales; Herpotrichiellaceae. The record is from RefSeq and is a predicted model, not a curated record.
AUGGCAUUCGCACCUGUCGACGUUCCGUCAUCCCACAAGCGCGAGGACAAGAAAAGAGUUGCAUACUUUUACGACUCAGAUGUGGGCAACUAUGCCUAUGUGUCCGGCCAUCCCAUGAAGCCUCACAGAAUACGGCUAGCUCACUCCCUGGUAAUGAACUAUGGCCUGUACAAGAAGAUGGAAAUCUACCGCGCAAAGCCCGCCUCCAAGUACGAGAUGACCCAGUUCCACACCGACGAGUACAUCGACUUUCUCGCAAAAGUCACGCCCGACAACAUGGACUCAUACCAAAAAGAGCAGCAAAAAUACAAUGUCGGUGAUGAUUGUCCUGUCUUUGACGGACUCUUCGAGUUCUGCGGAAUCAGCGCAGGUGGUUCCAUGGAGGGCGCUGCUAGAUUAAACCGUCAGAAAGCCGAUAUUGCCAUCAAUUGGGCGGGUGGGCUGCAUCACGCGAAGAAAUCAGAAGCCAGUGGAUUUUGUUAUGUCAACGACAUCGUUCUCGGCAUCAUCGAGCUUCUGAGAUUCCAUAAGAGAGUCCUCUACAUCGACACUGAUGUCCACCACGGUGACGGUGUCGAAGAAGCCUUCUAUACCACUGACAGGGUCAUGACCGUGUCUUUCCACAAAUAUGGAGAAUAUUUCCCCGGCACCGGCGAACUUAGAGACGUCGGCGUGGGCUCGGGCAAAUACUACGCCGUCAAUUUCCCUCUCCGAGAUGGUAUUGACGAUACAUCCUACAAGGGCAUUUUCGAGCCGGUGAUUCGAGCCACCAUGGAUUACUAUCAACCCUCGGCCGUGGUCCUGCAGUGUGGAGGCGAUUCUCUCUCCGGUGAUCGUCUGGGCUGCUUCAAUCUCAGCAUGAGAGGUCAUGCAAACUGUGUUAGAUUUGUCAAGUCCUUCAAUCUUCCUACUCUCAUCCUCGGGGGCGGUGGUUACACCAUGCGUAACGUCGCAAGAACAUGGGCAUACGAGACUGGGGUUCUGGUUGGCGAGUACAUGCAACCAAAUCUUCCGUACAACGACUACUAUGAGUACUACGCCCCCGAUUACGAACUGGAUGUCCGUCCUUCAAACAUGGAAAAUGCAAAUUCGAGAGAAUAUCUCGAGAAAAUCCUUGGUCAAGUGCUGGAAAAUAUGAAGAGGACGGCCCACGCCCCAUCAGUGCAAAUGACGGAUGUACCCAGAGAGUCCCUAGGCAUGAAUGACGAAGACGAAGCUGCCCUCGAUGAUCUUGACGAAGACCAAAACCCGGAUACACGCAUCACUCAGCGCAAGGCAGACAAGUACAUACAGAAGAACGGUGAACUCUCUGACAGCGAAGACGAAGAAAUGGAAGAAGUGAAUGGUCGCCCGUCAGCCGCCCGAAAACGACGUAUCAUGCAGAAUUACCGGCAUAUCAUGGAUGUAGGCGGCAAUGACUCGGGCGUGGAAACGGAAAGUGGGACAGGCACACCGCAGCAAGUGUCUAGCCUACCCGACGAAGCGGCAGAUGAGAUGAAUGUGGAUGAGGAGCUGGACGACAAGGUCGGCCACCAGACACCGAGUCCUUCCAGCGGUGAACAGCGGGUAAACGGCUCUGCUGCCGUUUCAGGUCUCCAAUCGCCCGAUCAUCACGCAUCAGCUGAAACUGCUGAUGGUGACGUGGAGAUGGGGGAUGCAGACAUGCCAGACGGAGAUGCUGCGCCUGCGGAUGAAGCUGAAGCUGCCCGACUCACCGAAGCAGAACCAACCACAAUGGUCCAACAGCAGCGUACUCCUCCGGAUUCACCACCCACGCCGGAAGCCGAAGAGCCCUCGCCCACUCUUCCCAGUGCUGUGGUUCCAGGCACGGCGAUGACCGACGCUGAAGAUUCAAGCACAGUGACCGUUCCGACUAUCGCCGCGGUGUCCACAAAACCCGACGCCACUGGGGCCACCGCCUCGGAAGUGGCUAUCAAGGAAGAAGUCGUGGGUGAUGAUGAAGUCGGAAAGGCGCAGGAAGAAGGGCGCAUGGAGAGGGAAAUGGCGAACGCGGAAGGGGAAGCGCAGACAGAAGCGGCGGCGAAGGUUGAGUCAGACGAGGCAGCCGAGGGCCAACAUCAAGGGGUCGAGACUACUGCGGAGACGGCAGCUGACUCACCACAAGGAUCAUAG